CAAGAUCCAGCGAGGAACAACUGCUCGUUCAUGGCGGCCCACUAAAAUAAUCAAACCUUUCAACUAAUCUCUGAUUUUGAAUGUAAGUCUUUCAAAUUACUCCUUCCAACAAGCUCAAACUCCGUCGAUUUCAAAGAUUUUUCUGUUUGGAUGAAUAUUUGAAGCUUUUCGAAUUCACAGCGAUUUGUUUAUAUAUAUAAAAAGAAAACGGUGGUUUAGAGUUGAAGGUGAACUUUGAUGGCAAGAAUAAAGCCUCAGGCGUUGUUAAUUCAAAGCAAAAAGAAGAAAGGGCCAACUCGGAUCAGUGUUACUACAAUUCUUUUUUGCAGUUUAAUCGUUCUAUCGAUUUUGUUGUCCUUAAUUACUACGUACAAGCAUUGGUCUCAAAGGUCAAGGGGUCAAACAGGAACUGGGUUGUCAAAUUUUGAGAAUGUGGAUGAGAUUGCAGAUUCAAAGAAGUAUGAUCUUCCUGGAUAUGCUGUUCUAAAUACAUCAAAAGGCAAUAUAACUAUAGAACUCUUCAAAGAUGGUUCCCCUGAGAUUGUCGACCAAUUUCUUGACUUGUGUCAAAAGGGACAUUUCAAGGGCAUGCCUUUCCACCAUGUGAUAAAAAACUAUGUGAUUCUAGGAGGACAUUCACAAGAUUCUGGAGGCAUUGAAGAUUGGACAUCAAAAAGAAAGUUUCACAGACGGCUGCCCACAAGUCCAAAGCAUGAAGCUUUUAUGCUUGGAGCUACAAAGAUUAAAGAAGAUAGCAAAGCAUUUCAGCUUUUUAUCACAACUGCACCAAUACCGGAUUCAAACGACAAACUAUAUAUGUUCGGACGAGUCAUCAAGGGUGUAGAUGGGGUUCAGGAAAUUGAAGAGGUUGAUACCGAUGCGCAUUACAGGCCUAAAUCUCCUGUAGGGAUCAUCAAUGUGAUACUGCAACAAGAAAUUUGAGUCUUUUCAUUUAGUCACUGUAAAGAGAUUACCUAUAGCAAUCCUAUUAAGUAAUUAGACUUCUCCUCACUAUUUGUAGUCUUUUUAUAUUCAUAUGAGACACAAAAUUUUGAUUCAUAGUUGGAGUGAUUAAAUACAUCUUUGUAUUAGUUCACAUA
Molecule: messenger RNA, 1100 nt
Organism: Gossypium raimondii (Peruvian cotton)
Lineage: Eukaryota; Viridiplantae; Streptophyta; Magnoliopsida; Malvales; Malvaceae
Product: peptidyl-prolyl cis-trans isomerase CYP21-4
Exons: 8
Coding region: 238-942 (234 amino acids)
Biological process (GO): protein peptidyl-prolyl isomerization
Molecular function (GO): peptidyl-prolyl cis-trans isomerase activity
Source: RefSeq, a predicted model, not a curated record